This is a messenger RNA of Trematomus bernacchii (emerald rockcod), 1290 nucleotides long. It is a transcript of the gene naif1, whose product is annotated as nuclear apoptosis inducing factor 1. The transcript is spliced from 3 exons. The coding region runs from base 226 to 1239 and encodes 337 amino acids. The record is from RefSeq and is a predicted model, not a curated record. Lineage: Eukaryota; Metazoa; Chordata; Actinopteri; Perciformes; Nototheniidae. Gene Ontology annotation, cellular component: nucleus.
AAUUGAGCCAAUAGAGAAAGAGAAUAUUGCAUGACCGAGAGAUAUCCAACCAAUGGGAUGUCUUUGGGCGGGGCUACAGGGCACGCCCAGCUAACGUAAGCGUUGUUGUAGGAAGAAGAAGCCGAUUCUGGAAGCCAUUACGUUGCGCACAUCAAUUGAGUAAAUCCUACUAUUUUUGCGUACAAUACGCACAAUUACCUCUCCAAAAGGGGAAUUUGUGCAAUUAUGGCAUCAGCCGCGAAAAAGAGAAAAAUGAAUUUCUCGGAGAGAGAGGUGGAAAUUAUUGUGGAAGAAAUAGAGAAACAAAAGCACACACUGGUUAACCACUUCAACGCUGGAGUCACCCACAUGGCAAAGAAUAACGCUUGGGGGGACAUCCUGAAAAAGGUAAACGCUGUCACCACCUGUCCCAGAGAGUUGCCCGAGGUGAAGAAGAAGUGGUCGGACAUGAAGACGGAGGUCCGGCGGAAAGUGGCCCAGGCGCGGGCUGCUAUAGAGGGAACCUCCGCUGACUGCACUCCAGUCCCCGUCAUCCUCACUGCGAUGCAGCAGAGGAUCUGUAACCUGCUGGGGGAGGCCACCAUCAUCAGCCUGCCUGCAGGAGACUCGGAUGCUGAGAUAAGUUUACCUGUCACCGUGAACGCAGCCGCCACCGUCACACUGGCAGAGACUCUUCCAGCGGGCUCAGCUACAGUCUGUGAUGAAGCAAAGCCACUGACUGCUGAAACUACUUUCCUCACCCUGGAGGAUGGAGGCGUGGUGGAGUACUGCACAACCACUGUGAGUGACUCCACUCCCACCGUGGUGGCGGCCGUUGAGGCUCCAGUGGAGAUGCUGGCUGCCUCCUCGGCCUCUCCCCCUCCACCUCAGAGUCAUGCCAAACCUCAGGAGCUGAAGAGCCGCAUCGCCCUCAACUCCGCCCGCCUGCUGCAGGAGCAGAGGGUCACCAACGUGCACAUCCGUCAGAUCGCCCAGCACAUGGAGGGACAGAACGAGCUGCUGCAGAUGAUGCGGCGCUCUCAGGAAGCUCAGGCGUUCGCACAGGAGAGACAGGCCCAGGCGCUGGAGGGCACCCAGGCCGCACUGCUGGCCUUAGUGCAGCUGCUCAAACCUGCUCUCAAAGACCUGCGCAAAUUCCUCCAGAGUGGGACUGAAGCAGCCAACUCCAGCAGCUCCGCAGCAGAGGAGCAGAGGCCCAGAACACCUCCACCUCCACAGCCGGCCGAGGAGGCACAAUAGACGUGUGUGUGUGUGUGUGUGUGUGUGUGUGUGUGUGUGUGUGUGUGUGUG